Messenger RNA from Lathyrus sativus (Indian pea), 486 nucleotides. NCBI's taxonomy places the organism in Eukaryota, Viridiplantae, Streptophyta, Magnoliopsida, Fabales, Fabaceae. The record is from the annotation of a GenBank genome assembly.
AUGACUAUGGCAGCCACUGGCUUUAAACUCAAAGGAAAUUUUGAUAGAAAAACUAAAGAUAUCCUUGUUAUGGGCUUUACAGGCCAGUUAAAAGGUUGGUGGGGCGAUCUUUUAAGUCUUGAGGAUAAGACUCAAAUUGAUACCGCUGUUAAAGUUGACUCUAAUGAAGUGGUAUGUGUCACCACUCUUUUAUAUGCUAUAACCAAGUUCUUUGAAGGUGAACUUCUUAAGUUCCAAUCCAGAGUGGGCGACCAAUUACUUAAUCUUUACUGCCCUAUUAUGUCUGAUUACUGGUGGUAUAGAUAUAUUUUUCUCUCCAACCUCUGCCUUAGAUCUGAUGGGUCGACAAACUAUUGGAAAGAAAGAUUCAUUAGCAGGUUACCCAGAUUAUUUGCUGAAAAGGUUAAAUCUAAUAUCAAACAAAAUUUUAAUGGAGAUAUUCCUUACCCUGCUUUAACCAUGGGUGAGCUUUUCACAAUUUUAUAG